CAUGUGUUUGGUAAGUUCGAAGCAUAGAGUUAGGGUUCGAAGUCCAACAUCGACGCUGUGAAGUGGAAGCCCGUAACAUUAAACAAUAUGAUUUAUUUUACUUAAUUACUUUAAAUUCAGUCGUAUUAUAUAUCGUAAAGAUAUAGCCGUCGUUAAAUAUGGCUAGAUUUAGACAAGUGGAACCAGAUGACGCUGACCUCCGCAUGGUCGAAACAGUCUUGGAAAUUGCACAUGCAGAAUCUAAUGGGCGAGAUGUAAAAAUUGGACUUCUUGGUUUAGAUGAGCACAACAAUAUCUGUUACCUGCAGGGGGGUUAUGAUUAUGAUGAUGGCAGACCAAACGAUGAUGUCCCUACGAGUUUGUACUGUGGAGUUUCCAAAGAGUUCUUGGCCAAAAAACUGUCGACCAGGCCUCCAGUUAGGCGGCAAAAGAAACCCGAAACCACAGUGCUCUCCACCACCACAUAUUCAGCUGAAACUCAUUUUAAACUAUUAGAAGAAGAGGAGAAGAGCAAGGAGAGAUCUGAGAAAAAGCGGCUUAGAAAAUUGAGACAAAGGGAGAGGCGACGUCUAGAGAAAUCGGAUAAACUAAAACUUAACACAGAGCAUUUGUUAGAGGAUAAUAAUGAUAACACGCAGUGUAAGGUGGCGGAGAGUAAAGGUGUACUUAAGAAAUCUAAAGGGGCCACUGUUAUAGAAGCACAAGAAAAAACAGCUGCAUCUAGUAAACCAGCUGAAUCUAGUAAACCAGCUGCAUCCAGUCAACCAGCUGCAUCCAGUCAACCAGCUGCAUCCAGUCAACCAGCUGCAUCCAGUCGACCAGCUGCAUCCAGUCAACCAGCUGCAUCCAGUCAACCAGCUGCAUCCAGUCAACCAGCUGCAUCCAGUCAACCAGCUGCAUCCAGUCAACCAGCUGUAUCCAGUCAACCAGCUGCAUCCAGUAAUUCUGACAACAGUGGCAGCAGCAGGGAAGAGGAUUCCAGUGAGGAUGAGGAAGAUGUUAAAAAGAGCUUGUCUGGGCAAUGCGAGCAAGAGCUGGACCUCACCAGCUGUUUUAUAUCCAAAGCUGUUGACAUAGCCAAGCGUAAAUUUGAACUCAAGCCUAAGCCAGAGAAUAAGACGGAGAAGAAGAUUCCAGCUCCGGUCAGCCAACCGAAAACAAAGCCAAAUGAAGAAAAGAAUGAAGUAAAACAGAAUUUGCCUUUUCCAAAGUCUGAAGAUUUACAGAAAAUUAGUACAGAGCUUGCCGUAAUGGGAAACAAGUUUGCAAGCAAUGGCCGUUUUGAUGUGGCUGUGAAGUAUUUUACUGAUGCAAUUAAGUAUAACCCCAAAGAAUAUAGGUUGUUUGGCAACCGUUCCUUCUGCUUCGAGAAGAUGCAGGAGUAUGAGAGGGCGGUGACUGAUGCUGAGUUGUCCCUCAACUUGUGUCCUGGCUGGGUCAAGGGCCUUUACAGGAAGGGAAGAGCUUUGGCCGGUCUGCAGAGAUAUGAUGAGGCUGCCCAGGCCUUUAAGGAGGUCCUACAGUUAGACAGCUCCUGUGUAGAUGCUGCCCAGGAGCUCAUGAGGGUUCAGAUAAUACAGCUAAUGGAGUUUGGCUACUCUCGAGAGCAGAGCUCAAAUGCCUUAAUUAUUCAUGGCACAGUGAAGAAAGCUCUUGAGGCGCUGUCAAACAUUUCUGGUGCCUCGUUUAUUACUAAUGGGGUCUACCCGAAUACUGCUGCCUCUCCCCCAUCAUGGUUCCAGGCCCCAACCCCAACCAAUCCCCAGAUCCAGCCCCCAACCAAAGCACAGACCCAACAGCUAAAUAGUGCAGUCAAACCCAGGCAGGAAAUGCCUCAAGCACAACUCGAACUAUUUCCUGUUUGGGUUGGGAACCUGGGCCAAACGGUUACAGAAUCCAUCUUGAAAUACUUAUUCAGCAUUGCUGGAGAUGUUCACAGUGUAAAGCAGCUGCGUAGCAGACGAUGUGCCUUUGUCAAUUUCACCAGCAAGAGCCACUGUGAUGUUGCCGUCCAAAAGUUACAUGGCCAUGAACUCCAUGGCACCAGGGUGACUGUUCGCUACCCAGACAGAAUCCCCACACACAUGGGCAUGUCCAAGGCGGCUCGGCAGGCUGUGGACCUGCCAGAAAACUGCCAGAGCAGUUCCAAGGAGUGCUUCUUCUGGAGGAACAUGGGCUGCAGCAGGAGACCGGUCUGCCCCUACAAACACAUCCUGGAACACAAGGGCAUCGACAGGCGCAAGACCAGCACCACCGAAGAAGAAACAGGAGAAAGGCACUAGAACCACAGCCUGCUGCCGUAAAAAAAAAAAAAAAAAAACGUUUUCCAGAUUUCCACUCAAUUGUCAAUGUUGCUUGAUGGUGGGAAUCCAUUUUUUUUAUGUUGAUGAAAUCAAAGAUGUUUUAAGCGAGUAUUGGACAUUUCUUUGCAUAUCUGCUUAGGCAAGGUUCAGGUGCUGCUGUAACAUGAUCAUUAAUGUGCCAACUCUAGCUACUACAUCAGCAAUCAUUGUAAAGUUACAUUUAUUCAAACAAAUGCAACCAUGCUUUUAAUUCUGAUUUUAAAUAAUCACUGCUACCAUUCCAGGUAUUGAAAUACUAAAUUAUGUCAGUGUUUUUACUCUUUAUAAUGGGAAUACAUUUUAAAAAGUGUCCUCUU
Molecule: messenger RNA, 2659 nt
Organism: Hypomesus transpacificus
Lineage: Eukaryota; Metazoa; Chordata; Actinopteri; Osmeriformes; Osmeridae
Exons: 18
Coding region: 159-2282 (707 amino acids)
Molecular function (GO): metal ion binding; RNA binding; protein binding
Source: RefSeq, a predicted model, not a curated record